AUGAACCGACCGGCAAUGCUUCGCUUAAUUGCCCAUAAAUCUAAAGCUUCACUUGGACUAUACGAUCUCCACAUUUGCUGCUACGUCAAACCCAAUGCCGCCGCAAACCGCGCAGGUGUGACAAGGGUGGGAACGGAUCGGGUUGAUGUCUCCGUGGCAGUAGCUCCACGCGAGAAUGCUGCCAAUACUGCUGUCUCAGAGAUCAUGGCUGAGAUGUAUCUUUUCAACUUACAUGUUCGUGGUUGUGAUAAAAAGGUGUUCCAAGUGCCAAAAUCCAAUGUUAUGGUGACCCGUGGGGCAAAAGCAAGAGAGAAAACGCUAUCCAUUACAGAACUGGAGAUUAAACAAGGCUCGGAGGAGGCCUUCAUGAAGCAAGCAACAGAAAAACUCAUUGAUUCUGUGAGGAAGUCAAAUUCGAGAUAA
This is a messenger RNA of Penicillium manginii, 423 nucleotides long. RefSeq names its product DUF167 domain-containing protein. Gene Ontology annotation, cellular component: cytoplasm. The record is from RefSeq and is a predicted model, not a curated record. Lineage: Eukaryota; Fungi; Ascomycota; Eurotiomycetes; Eurotiales; Aspergillaceae. The transcript has 2 exons. Bases 1 to 423 code for a protein of 140 amino acids.